This is a messenger RNA of Ictidomys tridecemlineatus (thirteen-lined ground squirrel), 1956 nucleotides long. It is a transcript of the gene Lrr1, whose product is annotated as leucine rich repeat protein 1. Lineage: Eukaryota; Metazoa; Chordata; Mammalia; Rodentia; Sciuridae. Gene Ontology annotation, cellular component: cytoplasm. The record is from RefSeq and is a predicted model, not a curated record. Gene Ontology annotation, molecular function: protein binding.
GCCGGUUUCGAAAGGCGCGAGCCAGGUCCUGAGAAGGCCGAUGACGGCGCUCCCCUGACCGGCGACCACAGGAAGGGCUCUGCUAGACAAAGAGAGUGGACGCGGCUAGCUCUGGACGCUUAAACCCGGUGCUGUCGGCUCGUCCAACGACAGGCGGAUCCGCGGGCAGCCUUCCUGCUCUAGGACCCCGGCGGGCGCGGCGUGGCGGGAAGGAAGAAGUUUUAAAGCGGAGUGACUUGAUUGAUGCCGCAGCCAGGGCGAGAUGAAGCUGCACUGCGAGGUGGAGGUGAUCAGCCGGCACUUGCCGGCCUUGGGGCUCAGGAACCGAGGCAAGGGUGUCCGAGCCAUACUGAGCCUUUGUCAGCAGACGCCCGGGAGUCAGCUGCGGCCCCGCGCGAGGGGCGAGCCGGGCAGCCUGCGCCCCGCCUGCCUGCUUAUCUCUACCAUGAAGGACAAGCGCGGGACCCGCUAUGAGCAGCUAAAGGAAAACAUUGAGCAGUUCUUCACCAAAUUUGCAGAUGAAGGAAAAGCUACUAUCCGGUUAAAGGAGCCUCCUGUUGAUAUCUGUCUAAGUAAGGCCAAUUCUGGCAGUUUGAAGAGUUUCCUUUCAGCUGUGAGACUGGUUCAUAAAGGCUGUGAUAUCAACGCAUCACUUUCCACACUCACACCAGUGAAAACAUCAGAAUUUGAAAAAUUUAAAACAAAAAUGGUUAUCACUUCCAAAAAGGACUAUCCUCUAAGCAAGAACUUUCCAUAUUCUCUGGAACACCUUCAGGUUUCUUAUUGUGGGCUUGUUCGAGUUGACAUGCGUAUGCUUUGUUUAAAAAACCUUAGGAAGUUGGACUUGAGUCACAACCACAUAAAAAAGCUUCCAGCGACAAUUGGAGACCUCAUGCACCUUCAAGAACUUAACCUGAAUGACAAUCACUUGGAGUCAUUUAGUGUGGCCUUGUGUCAGUCUACACUCCAAAAGUCACUUCGGAAUUUGGAUCUCAGCAAAAACAAAAUCAAGGCACUCCCUGUGCAGUUUUGCCAGCUGCGAGAACUUACAGAUUUAAAACUUGAUGAUAAUGAAUUGAUUCAGUUUCCUUUCAAGAUAGGACAACUAGCAAACCUUCGUUUUUUGUCAGCAGCUAGAAAUAAGCUUUCAUUUUUGCCAUGUGAAUUUAAAAACCUAUCCCUUGAGUAUUUGGAUCUUUUUGGAAAUACUUUUGAACAGCCAAAGGUCUUUCCAGUUAUAAAACUGCAAGUGCCAUUAAGUUUAUUGGAAUCUUCUGCACGAGCCAUACUAUAUAAUAGGAUUCCAUAUGGCUCUCAUAUCAUUCCUUACCAUCUUUGCCAAGAUUUGGAUGCUGCAAAAACCUGUGUUUGUGGAAGAUAUUGUCUGAACUGUUACAUUCAAGGAACUACUACCAUGAAUCUCCACUCUGUUGCUCACACUGUGGUCUUAGUAGAUAAUAUGGGUGGUACAGAAGCACCUGUUACCUCUUACUUUUGUUCUCUAACCUGCUAUGUAAAUUCCUCUGAUGUGUUAAAGUAAUAGGUGAUGCCACAAAAAGAAAUUUUAUUUAGUUAUAAAUAAGCUUGGGAUUCCUUUGUGACUUAUGAUUUUGCAGUGCCAAAUUGGAAAAAGGGAAGCCUUUAUUUAUUUAUUUUUUCCCCCACUGGGGAUUGAACCCGAGGGCACUUAAUCACUGAGCCACAUCCCCAGCCUUUUUUUAUAUUUUAUUUAGAGACAGGGUUGCUUAAAGCCUUGCUAGUUUGCUAAGGCUAGCUUUUAACUCAUGGUCCUGCCUCAGCCUCCCAAGCUGCUGGGAUUACAGGGUGUAGCACCGUGCUAGGUUCAAGGGAAGCCUUUUAUAUAUACUUACUCGGGGAAAAGAAUGUGUGUUAUGCCAACAUUUCUAGUCACUUGACCUUAAAACUUUAAUUUCAUUAAAACUGAUCUUAAUAUUA